This is a messenger RNA of Neltuma alba, 1917 nucleotides long. RefSeq names its product formin-like protein 5. The transcript is spliced from 2 exons. Lineage: Eukaryota; Viridiplantae; Streptophyta; Magnoliopsida; Fabales; Fabaceae. The coding region runs from base 124 to 1818 and encodes 564 amino acids. The record is from RefSeq and is a predicted model, not a curated record.
GUAGCACAGAGACACACACUUCACUUUCAGCACAAGCAAAGCAGCCAGCCAUAGCCAAAUCGCUAAAACAACGCAACACAACAGAACAAACUACAACCACCACCAUCACCACCGUGAACCUCCAUGCCUCACCGGCGGUCAUCCUCGUCGUCUCCCUUUCUGAGUCCACCUCUGCUUAUUAUUAUCUUACCCAUUAUCAUCCUUCUCUUUCUCUUCCUCGCACUUCCUCCUUUUCUCUCCUUUACCUCAAGCCUCCUUCGACCUACUUCCGUCAGGAAAAGCUGGGACUCCAUCAAUAUUCUGUUUGUGCUUUUCGCGAUUCUUUGUGGCGUUUUUGCCAAGAGGAACGAUGAGGAUUCGGCGUCGUCGGAAGAGGUGGAAACUGUGAGGGUCAGGGCGGUAGGGUAUGAGAAAACUGUGGAACAGGAAGAUGGGCCUGUUUCUCGGCAUUGGUAUGGGUUCCCGGAGAAUAAGAUUUAUGAUUCACCUCCGAUCAUCCGAUUGCAGUCUCCGAUGGCUGGAGUUUCCCGGCUGAGGAGAAGCAGUAGCUCUUAUCCCGAUCUCCGGCAGGAGUCGUUGUGGGAAACUGAGAGUGAUAGGCAUCGGUAUCGUUUCUUUGAUGAUUUUGAAAUCGACAGAUUUCGAUUGCCGGAGAGGGAGCAGAUUCCGGUGGGCAUCCGCAUGCGGCCGGAAAAUGUUGAGGAGAAGGUUGGAGAAGAGGCUGAUGUGAAGGAAAUUCAGGUUGAUACCUUCGAAAUUCGCAGUUCGUCGCCGCAGCCACCUCAACCGGCUCCGAAGUCACCGACGCCUCCCCCGACUCCUCCGCCGCCGCCUCCACCUCAUCCGCCAGCUACUGCUCGGCCCAAAUCUAGGCGAACAUAUCAGAGAGUCCCGCGCAAGAAAAAGGUGGAACAUGUGAAGGUCGAUGAUAAUGAUAUCACGAGGAAUCCUUCUCCGCCACGACCACCUCCUCCCCCGCCCCCGCCUCCGGCACCGUCGUUCCAAACAGAAUGGGAGCAUAAACGUGGAAGGAAUCAGCGUAGGAAGAGUAAUGUGAAGAGGGAAAUAGCAAUGGUGUGGGCUUCACUAUCCAAUCAGAAAAAGAGGAAGAGAAAGCAGAGAACAACAAAGGUCGACCAUAUUCACAGUGAAGACAACCUCAGUGCGAAACAGCCUCCGCCGCCUCCCCCUCCUCCUCCUCCGCCGUCAGUUUUCCACAGUUGGUUCAAGAAGGGAGGAGGCAAGAAUAAGAAAAUUCAUUCUGUCUCAAAGCCUCCACCCCCUGCUCCCCCACCUCCACCGCCAUUGACAUCUUCGAAGCGAUGGUCAUUUCGAAAGCCCAAGAUCCCGCCGCCACCCCCACCGCCUCCUCCUCCAGCAGCUGAACCCCUCCGGCGUCGAAACUCCGGUAGGCCGCCAUUGCCCACGAGAACAAGCACCUUCCACAACGAGACAUUACUAAACAGCGGCAAUCAAUCACCACUGAUCCCGAUCCCUCCACCGCCUCCGCCACCGUUUAAGAUUCCGGAGAUGAAGUUCACCGUUCGCGGGGAUUUUGUGAGGAUACGCAGCACUAACAGCUCGCGGUGCGGCUCACCCGAACCCGAAGAAGACCCAGAUGACCCGAAACCCAAGGACGACCCGCCUGAAAUGGAAAUUGGUGGGACCACUUCCUGUCCAAGCCCUGACGUGAACGUGAAAGCUUCGACCUUCAUUGCGAGGCUGAGAGGGGAAUGGAAACUGGAGAAGAUAAACUCAAUGAAAGAGAAGCAGAAUUUGGGCCUUUACGGCCCAGGCCCAAUGAGAGGGCCCAGCUGAAGUUGGCACUGAGAAAAUAUGACUGAAAUGGGAGGGAUCACCUCUAUUUCUGCGAUCCAUCUCCUUCCACGAAUGGGUUUAAUUAAUUUGUGUGUGGGU